GUAGUUCCCACCGUUCAUGAUUCAGUUCAUUAAUAAAUACAUUAGUUCGGUGUCAUGGCGGAACCCGCAGCGUGUCCUGCCUUCCAGCUCGGGAGACCCCGGUACGAGCAGGGCUCGUUCCUCGGCCGGCUGAGACACGUCAUAGACAUCAUUGACCCCAGCACCCUGUUUGUGUCCGAGAAACGAUUGGAAGAAUGCGUGAAACUGCUCGAUGACCACAAACAUGGCGAGCUUCCACCUGGAAUGUCCGAUCUUCAGCUGUGGGAAGCCCAGAAGAUCAAGCAGGCCAUCAUUCACCCCGACACAGGAGAGAAGAUCUUCAUGCCAUUUCGAAUGUCAGGUUAUGUACCAUUUGGAACGCCGAUUGUCAUUGGCCUUCUUCUUCCAAAUCAGACUGUGGUGUCUACCAUUAUAUGGCAGUGGCUGAACCAGAGUCAUAAUGCCUGUGUGAAUUUUGCCAACCGCAACGCCACAAAGCCAACGCCAACAUCCAAGUUUCUUCAAGGGUAUGUCGGAGCUGUGACCAGCGCCGUUUCUAUUGCAGUGGGGCUGAGUGUGCUGAUUAAGAAGGCCAACAAGCUGAGUCCUGCCACCAGAAUGAUAAUUCAGAGACUGGUCCCCUUCCCAGCUGUCGCUAGUGCAAACAUCUGUAACGUGGGCCUGAUGAGACACAACGAGCUGUCGGAAGGCAUUGAUGUGGUGGACGACAACGGCAACGUGGUGGGAUCCUCCAAAAUUGCUGCUAGACAUGCGAUCACGGAGACCGCCUUCACACGGGUGGUCCUCCCGAUGCCGAUCUUUGUCCUGCCCCCCAUCAUCAUGUCCUACCUGGAGAGGCUGCGGUUCCUGCAGAGCAACCGCCGGUUACUGCUGCCCGUCCACGGCCUCGUGUGCCUGGUUACCUUCGGCCUCUCCCUGCCCGUGGCCCUCAGCCUGUUCCCCCAGAUGUCUCAGAUUGAGGCGUCUUGCCUAGAGCCGGAGAUCGCCAUGGCAACAGAUUGCAAGGUGUUGACCUACAACAAGGGUUUAUGA
Cyclopterus lumpus (lumpfish) is the source of this 1032-nucleotide messenger RNA. RefSeq names its product sideroflexin 5b (gene sfxn5b). Gene Ontology annotation, biological process: citrate transport; monoatomic ion transport; mitochondrial transmembrane transport. The transcript has 14 exons. The coding region runs from base 55 to 1032 and encodes 325 amino acids. The record is from RefSeq and is a predicted model, not a curated record. Gene Ontology annotation, molecular function: monoatomic ion transmembrane transporter activity; citrate transmembrane transporter activity. Gene Ontology annotation, cellular component: mitochondrial inner membrane. NCBI's taxonomy places the organism in Eukaryota, Metazoa, Chordata, Actinopteri, Perciformes, Cyclopteridae.